CGAUGACCUUCGGACGCUUUGGAUCCCUUGGCAACCACCGCUAACCACCGCUACCACCACUGCUGGUUGCUGCUUGCCGCUUUCUGCGCCCACCACCACCACAACCACCAAGAAACAUCCCCAUAACCUCCUACCUCUGCCCACCCUGCACCUUCCUCCCCUCCCUGUAUUCAAGAUUCCACUCUUUCUCCACGUCACCGUCACCGACCUCUCUACCUCUCUCCCUCUCUCUUCCGAUCCUUCGCUCUAGAGUAGUCGGCUUUCUUGUUCUUCUCUCGACCUGUUCCCUUUCGAAUCCGAUUUCUAGAUCUUGAACAACUUGUCUUAGCCUGCAUCUUUCGUUUUCUGUGCUUGCCCAUUUCCGUCGUUGAUUCAUAUAUACCAGUGCCAUUUUCACUCCAGGAUAUUCUCCAACUCGCCCAUACCGAUACCACUGCCAGAAAGAAAGAGAUCUUGUCGACGACAGCACUGUCAUCGACGCGUCUGUCCGGAUCACAUGGGUCCCAGGUAAUCGUCCAAUUGCUGUUUCCCAGAGGGAAGGGGAGGGAUACCAUUCACCUGGCUUGACCGGUGAUACUUGGGAAGGAAAGAACGACUCAGACCUCAUACUUUAUACCGAUAUACCCUGAAUCUACGCCUUCUAUUUCGACUACACAACGGCUUCACAUAUUACUGUCUUCCUUGACAUAUCGCAGCUUCAUUAUUCCAAUUAUUUCUACGAAUAUUGGUACAAUCACAGCUACCAACCUCGAGGUUUUUUAGAACCCAAUCGACACCGAAGACAUCCGAUGAUAGCGACUUGAAGGUUGCAUUCCUCACAAGUUAUCCAAGGAUGGUGGUUCUCAACCUCCUUCUACUAUGCUUCUUUUCGACUUUGGUGACCGCUUUCUAUCCGUUUGUGCCGAAAUACAGAUGUGUUGAAGAUGGAACCUGCUUGGAUCUUGCGGGGCGUGAAACCCCCGCCGGUACCCUUGACGGGGCACCGCAGAGGCCAGGAAUCUUCAAAAUCAAGAUCGAGCAAACACCUCCAACAGAUGAUAUUCCUCACGACGUGAGGGUAGCCCGCUACGCGGAUCAGCUGGCCCGCAAAAAUGCUAUGAAAAGAGAUAACAUCUUCCUGACCAGCAAGUCAGAUAAACCGACGACGCCGAAGAGUAACGCGAUCGACCAGGAUGGGACAGACUUCUGCUACACGACAUCGAUGUUUGUUGGAUCGAAGAACAAGCGUCUCCGCAUGCUCGUGGACACCGGCGCUGCAAACACAUGGGUGAUGGGGUCUACCUGCACUAACUCAUCCUGCGGAAUCCACGACCUCUAUGGCCCAGCCGACUCGGAUACAUACAAGGCGAGUACGUCGACUUUCAGCUUGAAUUAUGGCACUGGAAUGGUCUCGGGGCAGUAUAUCGAGGACACUAUGGGACUUGCUGGAUUCAGCUUGCCCGUCCAGUUCGGUGUGGCAAAUAAUGUCUCGGACGAUUUCAACAACUACCCGAUGGAUGGCAUCCUUGGCCUUUCCCGUGUUCCAAAUCCAGUGAUCCCGGGCUUUGUAGAUACUCUGAUGGAGAAGAAUCUGUUGGAGAAGAAUAUCUUCAGCGUCAACAUAUACCGAGCCUCUGACCUGGCCAACAACGGAGAGAUUACAUUUGGCGGCGUGGAUGCCUCCAAAUACACCGGAGAGAUCACGUACACUGAUAUUACCGCACCUGGGGCCUCAUGGGUCAUUCCUGUCGGCGAAGCUGGCUUCAAUGGGAAGGAUUCAGGACUCAAAGGCAGGAAUGCUAUUAUCGACACGGGAACGACCUAUUGCUUCAUCCCCCCAUCGGAUGCGGCGCUAUUUUACGCCAACGUAGCUGGUGCUAAUGUUAGCGAGGACGGGACCUCUUACGGCGUGCCUUGCACAACCACGAUACCAGCCGAGUUUACGUUCUCGGGCGUCACGUAUUCUAUUCCCUCGAAGGACUGGAUUGGUGGCAAGGUGGGCGGUGUGGAGACACAGACCAUGUGUACGAGUAAUAUCUACUCUCGCAACACUACCGAGGACGGGAGUUGGGUGCUGGGUGAUACUUUCUUGAAGAGUGUCUACGCGGUGUUUGACCUGGACCAGAACCGCAUUGGGCUUGCUUCCAAACCCGUUGUAGUUACGCCGCCAACACCAGUGUCGUCACUAGCAUCAGGCUCUGCCGCUCAAAGCCCAACCGGUGGCCCUGUCGCCACAAUGACCACCGGUUCUCAGGGAUUCAAUGCCAUCGCUGGCUCUUCCAGCGCUCCCACGGGAUCAGCUGCGAACCCCACCUCCCCGGACGCUGAGGCACAGUCACAGACGAAAGACUCGUCGGCUUCUUCCUUACUCGGCACACACUUCACCCUCUAUAUUGCCGCACUCAUCGCCACCACCGCUGCUGCCGUCACGGUCUUCUAGAUGGCCCCGCGACAUCAUAUUUCUAGCCGCUCAACUCUCUUUCCGAGCUGGCAUCACUCAUUUUGUACUUAGCGUGUUCUGUUGUUCUUUUUUUCUUCUGCAUUUUUGCAUCAUUCAUCACACUACGACGAGAUAGCUGGGACUCUCUUGGGGAUCGUGCAACGUACACAGGCCGCGGUGGAUGGAGGCGGGGCUGUGUGGGAGGCGGGGGGUUACU
Molecule: messenger RNA, 2636 nt
Organism: Pseudogymnoascus verrucosus
Lineage: Eukaryota; Fungi; Ascomycota; Leotiomycetes; Thelebolales; Thelebolaceae
Exons: 4
Coding region: 833-2419 (528 amino acids)
Biological process (GO): proteolysis
Molecular function (GO): aspartic-type endopeptidase activity
Source: RefSeq, a predicted model, not a curated record